AUGGUCAAAGGAGGAGACUUCAGCCAUAACACCCUCAUCACGGCCAACCGCAUCACGGUCAACAACCUCACGGCCAACAACAUCACGGUCAACAACAUCACGGUCAACAACAUCACGGUCAACAACAUCACGGUCAACAACAUCACGGUCAACAACAUCACGGUCAACAACAUCACGGCCAACAACAUCACGGCCAACAACAUCAAGCAUGGAGCCACAAUAAUGCACAUGGCAGAGCAUUCCAGCAUAAUGGAGCCGUGCACGGAAAUGUCCACCACGAACACGGAGAUCGUAACGAACACAAUGGUAAUAUCAAUAACGAUUACGGUCAAAGCAAUGGCACGCUUAACCAAGAGCUCGUGCGGGCUGUCGCGAACGGUGAUGCACAAGAAGUAA
This is a messenger RNA of Clonostachys solani, 396 nucleotides long. The record is from the annotation of a GenBank genome assembly. NCBI's taxonomy places the organism in Eukaryota, Fungi, Ascomycota, Sordariomycetes, Hypocreales, Bionectriaceae.